This is a messenger RNA of Halichondria panicea, 883 nucleotides long. RefSeq names its product short-chain collagen C4-like. The record is from RefSeq and is a predicted model, not a curated record. The transcript has a single exon. The coding region runs from base 113 to 709 and encodes 198 amino acids. Lineage: Eukaryota; Metazoa; Porifera; Demospongiae; Suberitida; Halichondriidae.
GCGCAGCGUAUAUAACAAGUAUACGUAAAUGCAUUAAAGCAGCUACAUACCAUCAGAAAGCAGACAUUGGACUUGCUGAUCGAACUUCAAGAAAAAGUUAAAAAUUGGAACAAUGAAGCUCUGCAUUGCAGUUAUUCUGCUAAUAGCUAUUGUGCGAAAUUCGUCAGCCAGGAUUGGAGGAGUGGUGUACACAAGAUGGGGAAGCAGCACUUGCCCUUAUACAUCCACACGUGUCUAUUCAGGAGCAAUGGCAGGAACCAGCUACCAGUUUAGAGGAGGUGCAUCCAACAUGCUUUGCAUGCCAUUCAACCCCGACUAUUACUAUACACGUUCUGGGACACAAGGUCACAGCUACCUGAAUGGUGCAGAAUAUGCACAGCCUCUACAUGUACGUUACAGUUCUCCAGAGCUCAAUGCACCCUGUGCUGUGUGCACUGUUUACACACGAAGUCAAGUCCUUAUGAUUCCAGGAAAAAUCUACUGUCCAUCUUCGUGGACAAGAGAGUACUUUGGCUAUCUCAUGUCCGAGAGCGCAAAUGAGUAUCGCAGUACAUUUACUUGUAUUGACAAAUACCAAGAGGGUUUGGCAGGCAGUAGAGGUCAUUCCCCCGCAAGUGAUCUAUGGCAUGUCGAGGCAAGUUGCUCCGGGUUGAAGUGCCCACCUUACAGUCCAAGCAAGGAGCUCACUUGUGUUGUGUGCACAAAGUAAAAAAAACAGAGAAACAGCAUAAACUUGUAACAGUAUAAUAUAGCUACAUGUAUGACAAUUUGUCUACAAUCAAUUCUUGAUGGAAAGUCAGCGCAAAAAGUUAAAGGCUAAAAUAUUUAACGAUUAUUACUUUGUAAUUAUUAUAUAUAUUAUAUAUGUACGUAAGCAUGAAAU